AUGCCGCGAUACGAUUUUGACGACCGCAACGCCGAGCGUGAGCCUCUCGACAAUGGCUACGGGUCUCAUGCACGAUCGCCCAACUCUCCGGAACACUACCAAGACCACCAGCAGCAGUACUAUAACGGACCACCCCCGAGCCAUCAGCAAUAUCACGAUUCGAGAGCACAGCAGUAUCCAGGCGGCCAUCCCGACACGAGCUUUGGUCGUAUGAGAGAGGAGCGAAGAAACGACCGCCAAGGUGUCCCACAGGCUGCAGUCGGAGCCAUUGGAGGUGCAGCUGCUGGAUACGGCGCCCACCAGGCUGGCUCCCACAUGGCUUCACCACAAGUCCCACCCCACCGCGAUUGGGCCCCCGGCGGUCACUCGCCGCCCCAACAGAGUAAUCUCAACCCGAACGUCACUCCUGGGGCGGACAACUUCAGUGAGGGUGCGUCAGGGGGGGUAGCUGGGAUUGCUUACAGUGUCGCCGAGCGUAACGCAAGGGAAAGCGGCGUCGACGCCAUGAGAAAUGUCGGCCAAGCACAGCCUCAACCCCGAGUGCCUUAUCCUUCUGCCCCUCCCCAAACUUAUAACCAACCUCACGACGAAAUAUACGAAAUGAGCAACGCUCCUCGUCCUUAUGCUAACAGCAACCGUACCUCUCACUCCAGCCUUACUGCACUCGGUGCCUCUGCCGCAUCACCGGCCAGACUGUCGCCCUCCUCAGCACCAUACGGCUAUAGCGAUUACUACAACGACAACCCAUAUUACCAAAGGAACGCAGACCAUCUUGGUGUCGUAGACCCCAACUCUAUAGCAGACGACGGCGACGACGGUUUGGAUUACAGACGUAGUAAAAGCGGACGCAACUCAAUGCUCAGCCUUUCGAAUAUCAGUGACCGCACAGGCAACAGCCGAGCGGGAGCUGCGGCUGGUGCUGGUGCUGGUGCUGCUGCAGGUGCUGCUGCCACUGGCCUCAUGGCCAGCGCCAAUCGGUCGGCCAACAGCAGCGGGUACUAUGAUCCCGUCAAAGGGACAGCCGCCGGCAGUAAUGUUGAUCUUGGUGCCCCCGUCGAGGCAAAGUCGGAAUGGCUCAAGUCAAGUGACAAGGGAAAGAAGAAACGGAAGUGGUUCGUUAUUAUCGGUCUCAUCGUCAUCUUGGCUGGUGCCAUUGUUGGCGGUCUUGCAGGUUGGCUAGUUCACAGGAACAAGGGAGACGGCGUCGGCAGUGGGGGCAGCUCAUCAAGCGGCGGCGGCGGCCAGUCGGCAGACGAUGACAAGAAUGAAAACGGGGACCUCAACAUCAACAGCAAGGAGAUCAAGGCGCUCAUGGGCAACAAGAAUCUGCACAAGGUCUUCCCCGGAAUGGACUAUACUCCCCUCAACACCCAAUACCCCGAGUGCAUCCACAACCCCCCUUCCCAGAACAACAUUACCCGUGACCUAGCAGUGCUCAGUCAACUCACCAACACCGUUCGCCUGUACGGUACCGACUGCAACCAGACCCAAAUGCUCAUCCACUCCAUUCAGCAAUUGAAGAUGGAAGGCACUGUCAAGAUUUGGAUGGGUGUGUGGCAGGACAAGAACACGACAACCAAUGCCCGUCAGCUGGAGCAGAUGUGGGAUAUCCUUGAUGAGUAUGGUGAGAAGCACUUUGAGGGUAUCAUUGUUGCGAACGAGAUCCUCUUCAGACAGGAAAUGACGGAAGCAACAUUGGGCACCCUGCUGCAGGAAGUGCGAACCAAUUUGACGGCGAAGAAGAUGAGCCUCCCGGUCGCCACAUCCGAUCUGGGUGACGACUGGACAUCAUCGUUGGCGUCAAAGAGCGACUACAUCAUGGCCAACAUCCACCCGUUCUUCGCGGGAGUCAAUGCCAAGGACGCCGCCAUGUGGACAUACGCUUUCUGGGAAAACAAGGCCAGCAGUUUCUUCAAGUCGGAUCUGAAGAAGAACGUUAUUGCGGAAGUCGGCUGGCCUAGCCAGGGAGGUAUGAACUGCGGUAACGGCCAAGCUACCGGCUGUCCCGCCGCGUCGGUCGCGGGCAUUAGCGAGAUGAACGAGCUUCUUGAUAAGUGGGUGUGCCCCGCUUUGACAAAUGGCACCAACUACUUUUGGUUCUCGGCUUUCGACGAGCCAUGGAAGAUUAGGUUCAACGAGAAGAACAAGGAGUGGGAAGACCAGUGGGGUCUGAUGGACGUGAACCGUAACCUCAAGCCGGGCGUCAAGAUCCCGGAUUGCGGCGGUAAGACGGUUUAA
Molecule: messenger RNA, 2238 nt
Organism: Colletotrichum truncatum
Lineage: Eukaryota; Fungi; Ascomycota; Sordariomycetes; Glomerellales; Glomerellaceae
Product: endo-beta-glucanase
Biological process (GO): cell wall organization
Cellular component (GO): extracellular region; fungal-type cell wall; cell surface
Molecular function (GO): glucan endo-1,3-beta-D-glucosidase activity
Source: RefSeq, a predicted model, not a curated record